Desarmillaria tabescens is the source of this 1291-nucleotide messenger RNA. RefSeq lists its product as uncharacterized. NCBI's taxonomy places the organism in Eukaryota, Fungi, Basidiomycota, Agaricomycetes, Agaricales, Physalacriaceae. The transcript is spliced from 2 exons. The record is from RefSeq and is a predicted model, not a curated record. The coding region runs from base 260 to 1204 and encodes 314 amino acids.
CACGGAAAGACCCCAAUAUCUGUGGCCCAUCAAGCAAUAGAAUCAGCUCGCACUCUGAAAUGGGCUUCUAUUGACCGCAAUAUGAGAUGCGGUAUGUCAUCCAAUACCUGGGCCCUGCCGCAGCUACCGAAUCGGAGCGAAUGUCCAUUGCUGUCGUGGGAUUGUCCCACUGCGACGCCCGAGAACGUUACGCAGACUAGCUCAUAACCCGAUCACCUACAUUAACACUCUGUCUUGAACGAUCCCUCUACAGUCCGGGAUGCCUAACAAUCGGUUUUCAUUCUCCUUGCCUACGGGUCUCAAGGUAACCCUCACCGCCGCCAUCUACGGGAAGCUGUCGUCAAAGUCUCGUAGCCCAGCAGAUGCUGUCCUACAAUCCAGGUCCGACCAAGCUCCAACAAGGAACGGAAAGCGUGUCGAUAACACAACCACCAUCAGCGUCCACGUAGUAGAAGAAACAGAACAAGAAGUCCCCCAGCCCACAUAUUCUCCAGAAGAAGACCCGGAGGAGAACACUGCCAAACUCACAUCCCUCGGCAUCAAAGUCCGCGACUUUGCCCCUUCAUCCGCUUCCUCUUCCUCUUCCACCCCUCCCGUCGUCGAACUAUUCAACCACCACAUCGCCAUCGCCGAAUACGAACUCCGAAUGAGGGAAACCCCCCGCGUUUCUCCCAUUUCUGGGAAGAUGCUCUACCGACUCGUGAAUAUGGGCUGCAUAACGAGAGAGGAGGCUCGAAAGCGGUGGCAUCGCAUGGAUUGGGAUUCCUUACGCUCUUAUGAGGCGAUGGGGAAGCCCUACCCGUAUCGUACCAUUCAGAGUCUUUCGGUCCCGACGACUAGGAAGGAGAGGGAGAGGAUUAUGGAGGAGUGGGGUCAUUAUGUGGUGUUUUAUGAUCAUGUCAGGGCGAAGUCUUGUAAGGCGGAGAGCAAGGCUGUUAAGGCUCGGGAAGCGCGUCAGAUGGCUUACUUGGAGGUGGAAAAAGCUAAUCGGGAGGCCUUUGGUGUGGACUUGGCAGUCUGUCCAUCUGUUGGGGUCUCUCGUGAGAGAUGCAUAGGACCGUCGCUGAGGAGGAAACGACCGACGAUGGAUGGGAAUAACAAGCCUGAGGUGGUAAUACACUGCGACUCGGCGGCUUCACAACCUGCCUCAAUUCCGAAUCAACAAUGUUCGUUAUCAUUGCAAAGGAUUGAGGGGCGGCAAUGAAGAAGGGUGGUAAAAUACUUUAGGUUUGGAAUAAGUACAGGGUGUAUUAAUAUACGUAUGGGAUAACUGUAAUAAGCUACAUAGAGG